GGAAAAUACCGGAUACUGCCGAAUGCCACGUUAACAUUAGAAAUCGCACUUGUUUUCCUCUUCGUACCACGUUGAAGUUGAAUUGAAACAGAUAUGUGGUUAAAGAUGGAUUUUUUACAAGUUUUUAUAGUCAUCUUAGCAAUAUGUUUGUCCAGUAUAGACGCAAUUAUGUUUCAUUUAUCUCCUAACCAGAAAAAGUGCCUUCGUGAGGAGAUUCAUAAAGAUGUGUUGGUAACUGGGGUUUAUGAACUGUCCGACGCGCCUGGACAAAAAACACAUUUGACUGUGACAGACUCUAAAGAACAUAUUUUAUAUUCUAAAGAAGGUGCUACCAAAGGAAAGUUUGCUUUUACAACUGAGGAAUAUGAUAUGUUUGAAGUUUGUUUUGAAACCAAGAUGCCAGGAGGUGGACAAGGUGUAGAUCGUGAAGUUUUACUCAAUCUUAAACAUGGUAUAGAAGCUAAAAGUUAUGAUGAUAUAGCAAAAGCUGAAAAAUUGAAACCUUUAGAAGUAGAAUUGAGAAAGUUAGAGGAUUUGUCUAAAUCUAUAGUAGAUGAUUUUGCUUACAUGAGAGCGAGAGAAGAAGAAAUGAGAGACACAAAUGAAUCCACCCACUCUCGAGUAAUGUAUUUCAGUAUUUUCUCCAUGGGUUGUCUAUUUGGUUUAGCAACAUGGCAAGUCCUGUAUCUCAGACGUUACUUCAAAGCUAAAAAACUCAUUGAAUAAAUUAAAUACUUAUUAGGAAAAUGUAAAUAAUUUUACCAUCUUGUACAGGCCAUCAUAUUAUUUUUGAAAUUAUUAACAUUGGCGAGAUAAAUUCAUUUCAUUUAAAAACCUAUGUUGAUGGAUUGUUAUCAAAUUAUUUGUUUGGGUAAUUUUUAUGUUAUCUAUUCGUAUAUAUAUAUGUAUUAUCAAUUGGACGUAAAGAAAUUCAUAUAUUUAUUAUGCCUUUUGGCCUUAAUUAUGAAAAUUUAAACUGAAAUAUUUUAAGGAUACAGGAUUUUCAUUGGUUAAGGGAUGGCCGAAUGGUUAGCAUGUGCACGCUGUAUCAUAAGGUCUGUCAUUGAGUCAACUAGGAUGGUUUCGAUUCCCCGGUUGUACGUGACAAGGAGUAGGGUCGUCUGUCCAAUCCCGAAAUGACCUAGUUUGUGUCGAGUGGACAGACGUUAAACCCCAUCUCUCUCUCUCUCAUUGUACAAAUUUCAGUUCUUAAAAUAUUUUCUUUUCAAGUUUUCGUGAAUAAGGGCCCAGGAUGUUAAAAAAUUUGUAGAAAUAAUUUAAAAAUAUAAAUAUGAGCGAUAUACCGGUAAAACAGAGUUAUAGAUCAGAAAUAUCAAACUGAUCAGCAGUGAAUAUUCGCUAGUCGGCUACAGUCAUUGAUAGAGAUGACAUCGAAGCAACUUAAUGAACCCCAAAUAUUAACUUUUUUCCUUCUGCAAAUAACAUUUUAAAACAUUUUUUUCAAGCCUUAGAAAAAUAAAUUAAGGUGUUUGAAGUAUUUGUAGGUAAACAAUAUUUCCUAUUUAGUGUAAAUGGGUGUGUAAAAUGAGUAAACAGCACCAUUCUGCCUGAACCAGUAAUGUCUUAUGUAAACAAUGCACGCGCCAUUAGGCCAAUGAAUGACGCCGUGUGAUGUGACGUCACAUGAUAAAGCAGUAAUUUUUUACAGAGCUAUUAGUCUACGCAGUACCUCUGUAAAACAAAGUUAUAGAAAUGUAUAAAAUAGUCACCAGUAAUUUAUCAUAUAUUAAUCAGUGUAGUUGCUAGUGCUCACAUUGAUACUGAUUUAUUUUACUGUCUGAGUAUUCCAUGGCAUUAUUGAAAUAAUAUUGAACCACAGGUUAGUCCCGAAAUGACCUCUUUUGUGUUGAGUGGAUGUUAAACCCCAUUUCUCUAUGGCAAUAUUUGAUUUAAGUGAAAUGAUCAGUUUUGGAACAGCAUUCUCAAAAUUUCUAGAAAAUAUAUAUCUGUCAAAUCAAUGUAAUUAAUUUAUCUCGAUGUUUUUUUAAAAAAAAAAUCAGUUCCAAUAGAUUUAAAAUACUAAUUUUAUUUUAGUGUUUGUGUGAUCACUAACUUGGUGACCUACCAGUGAUGUAAUUUUGCAAAUGAUCAGUGUCAAUACUGGUCAUUGGUCAUUUAAUAAAAAGUAUGAUAGGGCAUAGUAUCUUCAUGAUAUAUUUAUUUGUUUCAACAGUUUAUAUGAUAAACAGAUUAUUAACAAUAUACUAUACUAUGUUUUAAACAACAAAUUAUGAUAAUAAUAAUUUAUAUGAAUUACCAGCAAUAUAGAGAAUUAAGAUCAGCUAAAUUAAUGAAUGAAAAUUUUUUAUUAAUGUUUUGAUGUUUCUUUGUGUGUCGAUUUUGUAGAAUUAGUAAACAUUUGGAUCGGAAUGUUUCUCAGCGUAAUAAAUGAGUUUGAAAUAUUACUAUUUAAUACUGCAAUGUAAUAUGGGCAGCACCAAUUAACAUCACAUUGUGGUCAUUUUGUAUCUAGAGUACUUGUGUUAUUUCUUUGAUUGUUGGGUCUUCCUGGAACUAUUUAUUGUGGUUCUAUGAAGGCUUGUUGCUGCAUAAAAAUUUAGAUUCAAACAAAUAAGAUAAUUUUAUAUUGUUUGAUAUUGGAUGAAUGAGGAAACUGGAGAUCAAAUGUUUAAAUUAUAUAUUAAUAUAUAUCUUUGUAACUAUGGUAACAAUACGAAUAUCUACAUGGUAGUUUGCAUCUUAAUUAAUGUAUCCUAAAAAGAAACCUAAACACAUUUACAAAUGAUUGUUAUGGAUGAUGGUUAAUGAAUAUUUAUUUUUACCUUGAAUGUAUGUUUCCAGAAGUCAGAACCUCACUUCUGCCAUCCAAGUGGCAGAUACACAAGAUGAUAAAACAAUUUAAGUUCGAUGUCUGCUUUUAACAGAAAC
Molecule: messenger RNA, 2910 nt
Organism: Patella vulgata (common limpet)
Lineage: Eukaryota; Metazoa; Mollusca; Gastropoda; Patellidae
Product: transmembrane emp24 domain-containing protein 10
Exons: 5
Coding region: 94-726 (210 amino acids)
Biological process (GO): Golgi organization; endoplasmic reticulum to Golgi vesicle-mediated transport; intracellular protein transport
Cellular component (GO): endoplasmic reticulum; COPII-coated ER to Golgi transport vesicle; Golgi apparatus
Source: RefSeq, a predicted model, not a curated record